UGUAAAUGGCGCAGUAAAACUACUGAAACAAUGUAAAAAGGGAGAAGUAUUUUCAAUUCGGGAUUGCAAAUGCAUUGCAAAGCCAGAAUGUCCAGAUAGAUCAGAUCCUCGUUAUGGAUCUGGAGAUCCUCCUGAACAAUGUUGUAUCGAUGGCACAUUCCACAAGACAUCAGCCAGAAAUAAAUAUCUAUGUACACGAGUCAGCGAUGGGAAAAUCCUAAAAAAGGAAUGUCCGAAAGGACAAAAGUUUGUAAUACACUCGUUUAAGAACUGUGGUUGUGAAACACCUACUCCGCCACCACCACCUCCUGUAGGCUGUAAAUGGUCCAAAUGGAGUUCAUGGUCGGGUGGACCUUGUUCUAAGUUAUGUGGGACCGGAAGAAGAGCCGAACAGAGAACAAGAGAAAAACAGUUUAGUACAAGAUUUCCAAAUCUGGAAUGCCCGGGUGAUUCGGUUGAAGAUAGAGGAACGGCUUGUAACACAGGACAAU
Molecule: messenger RNA, 491 nt
Organism: Owenia fusiformis
Lineage: Eukaryota; Metazoa; Annelida; Polychaeta; Sabellida; Oweniidae
Source: the annotation of a GenBank genome assembly